This is a messenger RNA of Telopea speciosissima, 851 nucleotides long. Its product is annotated as ER membrane protein complex subunit 7 homolog. Gene Ontology annotation, molecular function: carbohydrate binding. Bases 49 to 672 code for a protein of 207 amino acids. Gene Ontology annotation, cellular component: EMC complex. The record is from RefSeq and is a predicted model, not a curated record. NCBI's taxonomy places the organism in Eukaryota, Viridiplantae, Streptophyta, Magnoliopsida, Proteales, Proteaceae. The transcript is spliced from 7 exons.
GAUUAAGGAAUUGAGGAUCUCUCUCACAUCAGCUGCUAUCGCGCAACGAUGGAGGGAUUCAAACAAUUAACAUGUAUUUCGAUUCUUCUGCAAUUAUUCUUUAAUCUUCUUCCUUCGGCCAUCGCGGUUUCAUCUGGGCCGACAGAAGGUUACACCAUUAAUGGCCGGGUUAAGGCUGAAGGUAUGGGUGCAACAGGUUUCAGUCUUGCUGCAAAAAAAUCGAAUGCCAAAAUCACACUUAAUGGUGGUCAAAAAGUUACUUUUCUUAGACCUGAUGGCUAUUUUUCAUUCCACAAUGUGCCAGCGGGGACUCAUCUAAUUGAAGUGGUUGCUAUUGGUUAUUUCUUUUCUCCGGUACGUGUUGAUGUCAGUGCUAGAAAUGCUGGAAAAGUUCAGGCAGCACUGACAGAGAACAGGAAGGGUUUGAGCAAAUUGGUGUUGGAGCCUUUAAGAGAGGAGCAAUAUUAUGAGAGAAGGGAACCCUUCUCCAUAAUGUCUAUCAUAAAGAGCCCAAUGGGUCUGAUGGUUGGCUUCAUGCUGGUUGUUGUAUUUCUCAUGCCAAAACUAAUGGAGAACAUGGAUCCUGAAGAAAUCAAGCGAACUCAAGAAGAAAUGAGGAGCCAAGGGGUUCCUUCCCUUGCAAACUUGUUGCCAGGAGCUGCAAGGAGCUGAGACUAAUUCAAAUCGCCUAUAAGAGAGGACUUCUUCUAAGUCUGGAAGCCCAUGUACUGAAAGGAGUGUCGAUCAAGGCCCUAAUGUGAACCGAAAUGAUUCUUCUCACAGAUGUGGUUUUACUCACAUUUCAUUUCGAACCUAUUGCUGUAAAUUUGUAUCAUGGUUUUGUUGAAUUA